This is a messenger RNA of Eucalyptus grandis, 1641 nucleotides long. RefSeq names its product bifunctional aspartate aminotransferase and glutamate/aspartate-prephenate aminotransferase-like. The coding region runs from base 117 to 1388 and encodes 423 amino acids. Gene Ontology annotation, biological process: biosynthetic process. The record is from RefSeq and is a predicted model, not a curated record. Lineage: Eukaryota; Viridiplantae; Streptophyta; Magnoliopsida; Myrtales; Myrtaceae. Gene Ontology annotation, molecular function: pyridoxal phosphate binding; catalytic activity. The transcript has 10 exons.
AUUCCUUCUUCUGCUUGUAGCUUUCGCUGGGAAAUUUCGAGUUCCGAUGAUGGGUCGGUGGGGAAACCCAUAUCGGCUCCUGUUCUGUCUCGAAGUUGGUUUGAUGCUCGUGUUAAAUGAUUUGGAUGGUGAAAGCACAAGGUGGUCCAGGACAAAUGGAUGUUGACCUCACUCUGAGUUCAAGGGUAGAUGCUGUGAAGCCUUGUAAAACAUUGGCUAUACUUGACCAGGCGACUGAUCUUUUAAAAGCUGGUGUACCUGUUAUUAUGUUAGCAGCUGGAGAACCUGAUUUUGAUACACCUUCUGUCAUAGCAGAGGCUGGAAUUAAUGCUAUUCGAGAAGGCUAUACAAAAUAUACAUCAAAUGCCGGCACAUUGGAACUCCGCACAGCGAUCUGUCAGAAGCUAAAAGAGGAGAAUGGCAUCUCAUAUACACCAGAUCAGGUUGUUGUUAGUAAUGGUGCCAAACAGAGCAUUCUUCAGGCAGUUUUGGCGGUCUGUUCUCCAGGAGAUGAGGUUAUAAUUCCAGCUCCCUUUUGGGUGAGUUACCCAGAAAUAGCACGGCUUGCUGACACCACACCUGUUAUUGUUCCGACAAGCAUCUCUGGGAAUUUCUUGAUGGACUAUAAGCUUCUCGAAGCCACGCUUACUGAGAAAUCCAGGCUUCUGAUUCUUUGUUCUCCAUCAAAUCCAACAGGGUCUGUGUACCCCAAAAAAUUACUUGAAGAGAUUGCUAAGAUUGUUGCGAAGCAUCCCAGGCUUUUGGUACUGUCUGAUGAAAUAUAUGAACACAUUAUAUAUGCCCCAGCUGCACAUACAAGUUUUGCAUCUUUGCCAGGCAUGUGGGAGAGGACACUCACUGUCAAUGGGUUUUCUAAGGCGUUCGCAAUGACUGGCUGGAGGCUUGGUUAUAUUGCUGGUCCAAAACACUUCAUUUCAGCUUGUGCAAAGAUCCAGAGCCAGUUUACUUCAAGUGCCAGUAGCAUAGCUCAAAAGGCCGCACUUGCCGCUCUGUCGAUGGGAUAUGCCGGAGGCAAAACUGUCGAGACUAUGGUAAAAGCUUUUAGGGAACGGCGAGAUUUCUUGGUUAAAAGCUUUGGGGAACUGGAGGGUGUGAAGUAUUCAGAACCUGAGGGAGCCUUCUAUCUUUUCAUCGACUUAAGUUGUUAUUAUGGAGCUGAAGUUGAAGGCUUCAGUGUAAUCAAUGGCUCGGAGUCACUUUGCCGAUACCUGCUUGACAGGGCCCAGGUUGCGUUGCUCCCGGGGGGUGCAUGUGGGGAUGACACUUGCAUCCGCAUCUCUUAUGCCUCUUCCCUCGCGACUCUACAGGAGGCUUUCAGGAGGAUUAAGAAAGCACUCCUCACAUUGAGACCUUCUGUCCCGGUUUGAUGAUGACAUAGUUUCCGCAACAUUUUGGGACAACUUGCACUGCUGUACUUCCCAUCGCAAUCAUCUGAUUGAGUAGACUCUGUUGUCGUAAUAUAAUUGUUGUUGUCUCCCCUUGUUUUGUGAAUUAAAACAGCAAUGAUGGAAGGAAUGAUUUAGAUGCAGAUAUAAGAUACAUCCUCUCUUGAAGUGUAUCAUCACAUUUCAUUCUAGAAGAAUAUGUCGUAAUUGGUACUAGUGGCAUUUUUAUCCCAAA